Suricata suricatta (meerkat) is the source of this 1757-nucleotide messenger RNA. It is a transcript of the gene APOA5, whose product is annotated as apolipoprotein A5. The record is from RefSeq and is a predicted model, not a curated record. Gene Ontology annotation, molecular function: phospholipid binding; cholesterol binding; phosphatidylcholine-sterol O-acyltransferase activator activity. Gene Ontology annotation, biological process: reverse cholesterol transport; cholesterol homeostasis; very-low-density lipoprotein particle remodeling. Gene Ontology annotation, cellular component: high-density lipoprotein particle; blood microparticle; chylomicron. Bases 113 to 988 code for a protein of 291 amino acids. Lineage: Eukaryota; Metazoa; Chordata; Mammalia; Carnivora; Herpestidae. The transcript is spliced from 4 exons.
GAGGGGCCAGGCUGCCCCUGGAGCAGGGCCCCCUGGUGCAAAUCUGGGAGAUGUCCCUUCCUGGCUUCUUCACCCUGACCAGGCCUCCUUCCGUCUUCCUCCUGAGCAGACAAUGGCAAGCAUGGCUGCACUUCUGGCCUGGGCCCUGGUUCUGCUCCCAGCAUUUGCAAGUGCUCAGACACAGAAAGGCUUCUGGGACUACUUGAGCCAGAGCAGCAGGGACAAAGGCAAGGAGGAGCAGCUCCAGCGGCAGAAGCUGGCAUGGGAACCCACGAGCCUGAAAGACAGCCUUGAGCAAGAUCUCAGCAAUAUAGACAAGCUCCUGGAAACGCUGGGCCCCCUGCGCGGGCAGGCGAGGGAGCCCCCCGCGCGGCGCCUGGACGCGGCGGCCGUGCGGCAGCAGCUGCAGGAGCAGCUGGCGGAGGUGAGGGCGCGCCUGGAGCCCCACAUGGCAGAGGCGCACGAGCAGGUGCGCCGGAACCUGGAGGCCUUGCGGCGGCGGCUGCAGCCCUACGCGGCGGACCCGCACGCCGCCGCCAGCCCCGCGCGCCUCCGCCGCUGCGUACAGACGCUCUCGCACAAGCUCACGCUCAAGGCCGAGGCGCUGCACGCGCGCAUCCAGCGCAACCUGGACCAGCUGCGGGAGGAGCUCAGCGCCUUUGACGGCGCCCGCGCCGAUGGCGCGGUCGAAGGGACCAGCCGGGACCCCCAGGGGCUGUCCCAGGAGGUGCACCAGCGACUCCAGGCUUUCCGCCACAACACCUUCCUGCAGAUCGCCGACUUCACCCGCGCCAUUGACCGUGAGACCGAGGAGGUCCAGCUGCAGCUGGCGCCGCCCCCUCCAGGUCACAGUGCCUUUGCCCCAGAGCUUCUUCAAGCUGACAGUGGCAAAGCCCUGAGCAAGCUGCAGGCCCGUCUCGAAGACCUGUGGGAAGACAUCAAUUACAGCCUUCAUGACCAUGAUCUCAGCCAUCAAGAGGAGCCCUGAGGGUCCACUUGUCCAGGCCCACUUCCAGGCUUCUUGUCUGAGCCCAGGAUCUGAGCCCACCCCCAGGCUUGGCUCAGUCCUUGACAGUGGCCUGUCAGGGAGAGGGUGGAGGGCCCUGCACAGGAUAGGCGCGGCCACCAUAGGGACUCUUGUCCCUGGAAUAGCCAGCGUCCUGAGAUUCCCCCAUCCGGACGCAUUACACUCACCAGGCUUUGCAAACCCAGCUUCCCGUGUUCAUUUGGGAAUCCUCACAAGUUGCUCCAUUCCGGGAUGGUGGGAGUGGGGAGGGAGAGAGGCGGUCUGUGUGCAGGUAAUUAAGUGCAAGCCUGUUGCCAUGGUGCUGGAACCUGUACCUCUUCUUCCUGGGACUUGACUCUGAUCCCUUCUGGCCACCUGGUGGCCGCUGCUACAGCGGGUCUACAGAGAGGAGCUCUUUUCUCUCCAGGGCUGCCAGGGCAGCUUCUGCUGGGGGAAGCGAAGGGAGAAGGGAAGAAAGUGUGAUGAGAGCAUAGGAAGGUGUGUGCCCCUGCUGGGUCUGAUGCCGGUGGGCACAGGUGGUGGGGGCUGUGGUGCGAGGGAGCAGUCUGUGCUUCCUUACACGGCUCUACAUGGAAACAUCGGACCAAAUCCUCCAGACUGUGCGGGCUUCUUUCACCCAUGGGGACGCCUACUCGGCAUCCUCUCCAUCUGGGACCCCUCACUUCUGACUCCCAGGCUGAAGCCUGGACUUCUGACUCCAAUGAAAAUAGAGGCAUAUGGUGGAUGCACA